GAAAAUACCUGCCCGUUCCCUCUCUCCGCCGCCCGGCUCGGGUUUUGUACCAGGACAGCACGGGAGGAAAAGAGCCCGGAACGAUGUUCUCAAACAACGAUGAAGCCGUGAUCAACAAAAAACUUCCAAAAGAGCUGCUGCUUCGAAUUUUCUCUUUCCUGGAUGUGGUCACUCUGUGUCGUUGUGCUCAAGUUUCCAGGGCAUGGAAUGUUCUGGCCCUGGAUGGCAGUAACUGGCAGCGAAUUGACCUGUUUGAUUUCCAGAGGGAUAUUGAGGGCCGAGUGGUUGAAAAUAUUUCUAAAAGAUGUGGGGGUUUCUUGCGGAAGUUAAGCCUGCGUGGCUGUCUAGGAGUGGGAGACAACGCGUUAAGGACGUUUGCGCAGAACUGCAGAAAUAUUGAAGUGUUGAACCUCAAUGGCUGUACCAAGAUCACGGAUGCUACGUGUACCAGCCUCAGCAAGUUCUGCUCUAAACUCAGGCACCUUGAUUUGGCUUCCUGCACUUCCAUAACCAACCUGUCUCUGAAAGCACUGAGCGAGGGAUGCCCACUGCUGGAACAGCUGAAUAUCUCCUGGUGCGACCAAGUGACGAAGGACGGGAUCCAGGCGCUGGUGAGGGGCUGCGGGGGGCUCAGAGCCCUGUUCCUGAAGGGCUGCACGCAGCUGGAGGACGAAGCUCUGAAAUACAUUGGUGCACAUUGUCCCGAACUGGUGACUUUAAACCUUCAAACAUGCUUACAAAUAACAGAUGAUGGUCUCAUUACAAUAUGCAGAGGAUGCCACAAGUUACAAUCCUUGUGUGCUUCAGGCUGCUGUAACAUCACCGAUGCCAUCUUGAAUGCCCUGGGACAGAACUGCCCGAGGCUCAGAAUAUUAGAAGUUGCAAGGUGUUCUCAACUAACAGAUGUGGGCUUUACCACUCUAGCUAGGAACUGCCACGAGCUUGAAAAAAUGGACCUGGAAGAGUGUGUCCAGAUAACAGACAGCACACUAAUCCAGCUUUCCAUACACUGUCCACGGCUUCAGGUUCUGAGUUUGUCCCACUGUGAGCUGAUCACGGACGACGGGAUUCGUCACUUGGGAAACGGCGCCUGCGCACACGACCGCUUGGAGGUGAUCGAGCUGGACAACUGCCCCUUGAUCACAGACGCCUCCCUGGAGCACCUGAAAAGCUGCCACAGCUUGGAGAGGAUAGAACUGUACGACUGUCAGCAAAUCACGCGGGCAGGGAUCAAGAGACUCAGGACCCAUUUACCCAACAUUAAAGUCCACGCCUACUUUGCGCCUGUGACUCCACCUCCUUCGGUUGGAGGCAGCAGACAACGCUUCUGCAGAUGUUGCAUCAUCCUAUGACACUGGAAGUGGUCGUCCUUGCAAACUGAGUAUUUAAUUACACUUGUAGAAUUACGGUGGACACCAGUAUCUCCCGGGAAAGCGACACCAGUGUCAUUUGCGAGGGCCAGCGAGCCGGGCUGCGGUGCCAGGCCCCUGUAGCCACCCCUACACGUACAUACACACCCCCCGCCUGUUCCAGCAAACUGAUGAACUCUGCAGUACGGGAGCUGGAGCUGUGUUGGCUUUUUCUGUAGGUGGAUUUGGUAUAAUUCUGAACCAUUCCUACUGGGCAUGCUCAGAUGAAAUCAUUGCGGUAAGGAGGGGAGGUUUUUGUGAACCCGGAGUGACUGUUGCUGCUGUUGAGGUUGGAAUAGUAACUGAAAUCCUUAUGGGGAGAGGGGGAGAGGGAAGGAACAUGCUUUAACCCUGCAUCCGUUGUCCUGAAGAAACAAACAAAAAAAAAAUCCCCAACAAAACAAAACAAAACUGAAAAUCCCGACAAGUUUUGUGUCCGUUUUUCAGUGAGGGAGUGAAGCAGCAGCUGUUGUGAGCCAUGAUUUACUCGUGCUUCUCUACUCCCCGUUCCCUGCUGACCACCCUGAGCAUGCUCACAUCGGAGGUUCAUCUGUUUCUUCUGUGUUCUGUAGCAUCCAGCUCAGAGGCUUCCUAGAUCGUUGUGAUAUAGCUCGAAAUCUGUAAUGUCAGGCUCGGGUUUUUUUUACCCUCCCUACAUCCUGCUGCUUUUUUUUUUUUUUUUCUUUUCUUACAGAUUUCUAAUUCAGUCAUUUUUUUGAGAUUUCCCGAACAAAAGUUACAAAUCAAUUUAAAU
Athene cunicularia (burrowing owl) is the source of this 2163-nucleotide messenger RNA. RefSeq names its product F-box and leucine rich repeat protein 20 (gene FBXL20). Gene Ontology annotation, molecular function: protein binding. The record is from RefSeq and is a predicted model, not a curated record. Lineage: Eukaryota; Metazoa; Chordata; Aves; Strigiformes; Strigidae. The transcript is spliced from 15 exons. Bases 84 to 1352 code for a protein of 422 amino acids.